AUGCCUCUACGUGCGAAGAUUAAUACCCCACGUGUGGUGAUUGUUACAGGGGGCGCGGAUGGCUUUGGGGCUGCUAUUGUGGAUCGGUUUAGUCGGGAGGGAUGCAAAGUCAUCAUACUAGAUCGCGAUCAAGUCAAAGGAGAGAGCAAACAGCGAGCCGACUCAAAUAUUCAUUUCUUACUUGGCGAUGUGACUCAACCGGAUUCAUGGCAAAAGGCCUUGGAGUUGGCGCAGACGACCUAUGGCAGGAUUGAUGUGGUUGUCAACAACGCUGGGAUUACCCAUGAUCAAGCUCCGAUUCACACGAAAAGUCUGCAGGAGUAUGAGAAGACAUUCAACGUCAAUGUCAAGCCGAUUUUCAUCAGUGCACAGAUAUUUGCGCCUGUGAUGAUAAAGCAGGGACAUGGAAUCUUCAUCAAUAUUACCAGCACUGGGUGCACACGCCCUCGGCCAGGAUUCGCUAUUUACAAUGCUUCCAAAGCGGCUGUAGAGGUGGCAACUAAGACAAUGGCCCUUGAGUACGCACCAGCAGUUCGGUUCAACUGCAUUUCCCCUGCUGUAGGGAACACCACUAUGCUUCAGGCUAGCAUUGGAAAUGGUGAAGAGUCCCGCCAGCGACUGCGACAAGUGGAAGAUUCUUUACCCAUGAAACGGUUGUGUCAACCACUGGAUAUAGCUAACGCAGCAUGGUUCUUGGGGUCGGAGCAAAAGCCACGACCGCUUGGAAGAAAGCGGGGGGCCACAGGUCGUUAUCACGGAAUCGACAAGGCUUACCGCAAGCUGCAGUCAGAGUUGAAGAAAGUGAAAGCAUCUCAUGGAAAUGAAAAUAGCGACGAUUUGAUCAACCUGGUCCCCGGUGAAGAGCCGAUGCAACAGCUUUUAGGUCCCAGUCACCCAGCUGAGCCACACGAGUCAACCCAAUCGCCCCUUGGGAUAGACAAUGGGGAGUCAUCUGCUUUGUUAUUUGAUUCGGGUGUUGCAACUUUGCCAGAUGAGCAUCCCGGAGAUUUCGUCUCUCCUGGAUUCCACAAUGAUGAAAUAUCCCAUUCCAACCAGGAGCCAAUCAGCAACCCUCUCGGGUUGUUGGCAGAUGCUUCAGAUGCGGCACAGGCACUAGAGCUACAUCCGACAUCUUCUGGUCCAUCACCGAUGUCGAAUGUUGGAUCUUCGAUGACACAUCACUCGGCCAACCCAGCAGAUGGGGCAGGUUUCGGUCGUCAACUGCUUCAUCGACCGGGCUAUGUCUCACUUGGCCUCCAAUUGGGCCGAGAUACUCUAGAGGCGGGUAUAGAUGCAAUUCUUGCGCCUCCUGAGAAUUUCUCUCACUACUCGAACUAUUUCAAAUCACCCCCGCAGGUGCCUCAGCGCGAUGUUGGACCCGAUGUUGACCCGGUGGACCUAGGGUUGGUGACCAUGGAGGAAGCAUAUCGCCUCUUUCCAAUUUAUUAUGCCCGCUUGCAUCCGGUCAAUGGAAUCCUAGACCCGAUGCUGCAUACCCCAGAUUUCGUUCGUUCGCGAUCGGCCCUUCUAUUCACAUGGAUAAUAGCUCUGACAGCGCAAUUCGAUCAUGACUCGGCAUCAAUUGCCAAGCGACUACGCCUUCAUGGCGAAAAGUUGUCGAGACAUGUUCAUACCUGUGGAUAUAAGUCCGUCGAAAUUGUUCAAGGCUACUAUAUCUCCCUGCUAUCGGCCACCCCUGCAAAAACACUAGAGGAGGAGCGUUCUUGGCUGUACACGACAUACGCUUUGGGUGUAGCGGCGGACCUCGGUCUAGAUCAAGAUUCCCGUGCCAAAGAUGCAAAUCCUUUGAGCUUACUCAGUGCUUGCCAUGUCGAAGCACACGAUAUGCAUGGUGCUGGGUAUUUCUCCGAGGAUACUCAGUUUCAGCAGCGACUGGCACGAAAUCGCGAAAGGACGUGGCUAAGGAUUCUAUUAUGGGAGCGAGCAAACAGUGCAUCCUGUGGUAGAAUACGCACUUUCCCGGAAACAGACUUGACGCAAAGCAUCGACAGCUGGUGGCGUCUCCCACUAGCUGAUCCAACAGACAAACACACUUGUGCGUUUAUCACUCUGAGGCGAGGUCUAGCCUCACUGCAAAGCGAACUCAGACAACAAGCUCAUUUGACGCAUCAAAAUCCUCAUUGGGUACGAGAGCUGGUCGAUAUGGCCUUAAGGCCUUGGUGUGACCUUUGGCUUUCGCAAUCCGUCCCCGAAUCCAUGACGUCGCCGUCUGAAAAACUCUCAAAUAUUUUCCUUCACUAUGUUUAUCUCCAUGGGAGACUUUGGACCUUGUCAUUCGCCCUUCAUAGUUCCAUAAAUAGGGGCCGUGACCUGGACGCAAUUCGAGCGGACUGCUUCGAGGCUGCAGUUCAUUGCUGCGAGCUUGCGGUGCGUGAUUUGCAAACUAUCGGGGAGCCACUGUACUGUAUGUUAGCCCCAACUUGGGCUAUGAUAUCCUACGCUGGCGUUUUAGCUCUGAAGCUAUUUCCGGCAUUGUUUGGGUCACGCGCCGGAAAUGAUAUCGAGCUUCUUGCUUUACUGAGCCAGGUUGCCAUGCAGCUACAACGUGCGGGAACCACCCCAUCGCAUCGGACUGGAAUUGCCGCAUUGCUUGGACAGCAUCUCAUGAUGAUCCUGAGAGCUAGGACGGUGGGGCUGAAGGAUUCACCACAUCCUGGCCAGACUAAUUCAGAUCCACCGUAUUACCAGGGCCAUUAUGAUGGGGCGAGGCCAUUUGAACACGAUCAGUCUGUACAUGCGCUACCAUCCGAGGCAUUGGUCUCCUCAGAUUAUGAUCCCUUCUUAAUGACUGCCUCAAUGUCUACACAGGGUGAUUUGACUGGGGAAGGGUUUGCCGAAUUUUUCAGGGAGACGUUCGGGCUUGGGUUUGGGGGUGUCUUCUGA
Molecule: messenger RNA, 2904 nt
Organism: Penicillium bovifimosum
Lineage: Eukaryota; Fungi; Ascomycota; Eurotiomycetes; Eurotiales; Aspergillaceae
Product: Short-chain dehydrogenase/reductase SDR
Exons: 9
Coding region: 1-2904 (967 amino acids)
Source: RefSeq, a predicted model, not a curated record